AUGGCGUUCGGGCUCCUGCGAUGGCUUUUCGCUGCCGUAGUCGCUGCGCUGCGGUUCGCGUUGCGCGGUGUCCGCAGCGACCCCUUCAACGUGGCAGCCGAAGGCCAGCUGUCGGCGCCAGCCAACACCUGCGACGCAGCUGAGGAGCCACAUUUCGAACUACUAAUCCGAUUGAACAAGCACAACAAGAGAGCCCUACAGUACCUGCGAAAUGCCAUCGCAUACGAUGAGGAGAAUGGCGAUCUCAAGGAACUGGCCAUCGGGCUCUACCGCAACGGCAGUGAGCAACUCCUGAAGGGUAUUUCUAUUGACUUCUCCCAAGGACAAGGUCCUACCUGGGAGUGGGCAAAUACCCUGAAGGAGAAGAUGAGGGCCAACCUUGAGAUCGCCCAGGACAGGCUCGACUUUCUAGAAACGAUGGUGAUGAUUCAGCACCUCGGUGAGGAUCUGCCCUGGCAUGCAGGCGUGGCCCGGCGCCAGGCCAAACCAAAGCGGCGGCGGUGGGAAAAGAAAGACCGGAAAGACGCCGACAAUAGAGGUGACGGCCCCUCGUGGCUAAAGAGGGCCAUCAACGGCGUCGGAAUGACCAACCAGCUGGCGCACAUCAUCCUGGAGGAGAUCGUGGAUGGCUGUCCCGAGGUGCUGUUAAGCGACAUUGCUGGCCAGAAAGAGGCCAAGCAGCUCCACACUGGUAGUGAAGAGCGGAUUCUCGUAAUGGGUGCCACAAGCAGUUCUCAAGAGUUGGAUGCUGCUGCACUAAGGCAUUUUAAGAAGUGGGUGUAUGUCACGCGUCUGGACGUGAACACGCGGAUGCUGUUCCCAGCUAUCUGCGCACCACCCAAGGGCCUGUUGCGCAUUGGGCCAUCGGGCAAUGGCAAGAUCAUUGUGGCCAAGGCACUGCCUUGGCCCACGAGUGCCACUGCACAUGCCUCAACAUCAGUGCAGCUUCGCUCACUUCUGAGUGCGUACCUUUUCGUGGAGAAUCUUGUGGCUGCGCUUCA
Molecule: messenger RNA, 1001 nt
Organism: Dermacentor andersoni
Lineage: Eukaryota; Metazoa; Arthropoda; Arachnida; Ixodida; Ixodidae
Source: RefSeq, a predicted model, not a curated record